This is a messenger RNA of Triplophysa rosa, 2205 nucleotides long. Its product is annotated as brain-specific angiogenesis inhibitor 1-associated protein 2-like. The coding region runs from base 575 to 1909 and encodes 444 amino acids. The transcript has 10 exons. Gene Ontology annotation, cellular component: cytosol; nucleoplasm. Gene Ontology annotation, molecular function: cytoskeletal adaptor activity. NCBI's taxonomy places the organism in Eukaryota, Metazoa, Chordata, Actinopteri, Cypriniformes, Nemacheilidae. The record is from RefSeq and is a predicted model, not a curated record. Gene Ontology annotation, biological process: actin filament bundle assembly; plasma membrane organization; actin crosslink formation.
UGUAGUGCAGUAAUGAGUUGCGGUGGCAUCAGGCGCGUUUUCAUUCAGCAGAGCCGCUAUUCAGAGUCCAGUCCCGUUACCUCAUUGACAUUCAGUCCCAGCGAGAGAGAGCGCGAUAGAGACAGAAAGCAAAAAGACAUUAUCCAGGACAGAGAGAGCAAUUGAAAUGCACCAGCGGACACACAGACAGACAGACAGUGUAAGUGCGUUGAAUCUCAGCGGAAUGAAGAUUUUAUAAAGUUAGAUGUGCGCGUGUGAUAUAGUGAACAACGAGGAGCGGCGCUAAGCGGCACCAGUAUGUUAUGACCUGAAUUUGUGUUGGGAGUUUGGGAAAGACAGUGUGAGGGGUGGAAGGGGGGUUUAGUGCAUUGCAGGGUCAAACAAACUACCCCCCACCAUUGAAAAAGAAAGUAUUAGGAGGAAAAGUGCAGCGACUAGGAAGAAGAAAAAAGCAGAUUAAAACGGCAAAGAAACGAUGAACAGAGAAAAGCUGUGCCUGCUGUGAUUUCCUGAAGUGUGAGGUUUAUACUGGACAGUGAGGUUUACUCUGAACCUGAAGCUAAAGAGAGAAAAGAUGUCACGUUCAGAUGAGGUCAACAAGAUGACAGAGAAUGUCUAUAAAGGCAUCCUGGACCAGUUUAACCCCAGUCUGAAGAACUUUGUGACAAUGGGGAAACAUUAUGAAAAGGCUCUGACAGGAGUCACGGUCGCAGCUAAAGGAUACUUUGAUGCACUGGUCAAACUGGGAGAACUUGCCAGUGACAGUCAGGGCUCAAAAGAGCUGGGUGACACGUUAUUUCAGAUGGCAGAGGUUCAUAGACAGAUCCAGGUCCAACUAGAGGAUGUGCUGAAGCUAUUUCAUUCAGAGCUGCUGUCUCAGCUGGAACAGAAACUAGAGUUGGACAUCAAAUAUCUUACUGCGACGCUGAAGAAGUACCAGAGUGAGAGGAAGUCAAAGGUGGAGUCUAUCGAGCGCUGCCAAUCACAGCUCAAGAAGCUGCGGAGGAAGAGUCAAGCCAGUCGUCACCCCAAUAAGUAUGGAGACAGAGAGAUGCAGUAUGUGGAGUUGAUGAGUCGUCGGCAGGGGGAGUUGGAUAAUCUAGUUGCCGUUGGUUACCGCUCUGCUCUGACAGAAGAAAGGCGCCGGUACUGCUUCCUGGUGGACCGUCAGUGUUCUGUCACCAAACUCCUCACCAACUACCACUGCAAGGUGAGGGAACUCUUGUCUCAGAAGCUGUCGUCGUGGCAACAGUCAUGCUCCCAGCCAACCAAACUACCGGAGCGAGCCCUGAACCUGUUGCGUCACACUUCCCCCCAGAGCUCUGGAGGAGCUGGACUAGCUGAGGUCCUGAGGAACGCUAAACUGGGAAUCGCACAGUCUGGAGAGCAGAGAUUGUCUGUACAGGAAGUCCCGCCUUUGUUAAACGGUGACAACAGCGGUCGAUCUCAGCAGCAGCGGUCUGCCCCAUCUGAAAACCUCUCCCAGUCUCUCUCGGGGCUGUCUCCAAGCUCCUCCCCUCACUCGCAGCCCACCAGCAAUGGCCACGCCUACUCCAGUGCUUCAGCCAGCCCCCAACAAGUUUCUCUCCUGUCUGCAGUGAGCGUGACUGGCUUACACACCUUCCCAUCAUCUAACAGUUCCCUGCAGGGCCUCACUCCACCCCUGACCGCCCCUCAUAGCCCUCCACUACCCCACAGUGCACCUCUCUCCCGUGCCCUCACACCUGUGCCCUCCACGGCACUACAAGGAGUGUCUAAUUCACCCAGUGCUUUUAAUGUGCUGAAAGGAGCAGAGGUCUACUCUACCUCCACACUACCACUGCCCAGGAGACAGCCCAGCGAGGCUCGCACAGGAUUCUUUGGUGAGCGCGUCUUUUCUUUUGUGAGGGAAUUCAAAGCUUUUUAUUGAAGGAAUUUCAUAAAGAGAAGUCUGGGUUUACAGUUUUUUUCUUUUUUUUUAAAGAUUUGUUUUUGGCGUUUUUGCCUUUAAUUGUACAGCUAUUGCUAGAGAGGACAGGAAGCGAAGUGGGAGAGAGAAGGGGGUGGGUUCGGGAAAGGACCACGAGAUGGGAAUCGAACCCUGGUCGCCCGAUGCACAACUGCGCCACAUUUCGGAGCACUGCCCUAUAGGCUAUCGGCUCCGACUACAGUUAUUUUUAAUUAUAAUAUGUUUUGCAUUUGAAUAUGUUUUGCAUAAAAUGAAUC